Messenger RNA from Morone saxatilis (striped sea-bass), 2627 nucleotides. It is a transcript of the gene fstl5, whose product is annotated as follistatin-like 5. The transcript has 18 exons. Gene Ontology annotation, biological process: cell differentiation; multicellular organism development; regulation of BMP signaling pathway. The record is from RefSeq and is a predicted model, not a curated record. The annotation marks the transcript as partial. Gene Ontology annotation, molecular function: calcium ion binding; protein binding. Lineage: Eukaryota; Metazoa; Chordata; Actinopteri; Moronidae.
AUAUACACACAUAGGAAAAGACCAAUGAAGACAGCCAGAUGGUGGUCCGCGGCAAUCUUAUUGUUGGGGCUCGCUGCGCUUGGCGCCGACGGGAGACCCAACAAGGAGGGAUUCAGGUCGCCGCCCUAUCGACCAGUCGUGAGAUUCCGACACAAGCAAGAUGGGAUCCCUGAGAGCCUGAGGAUAAAGGGUUUUAUGGGACACAAUGGCUAUCCAGGUCCGUGUGAACACAAGUACUGUGGCUUGGGGCGUCACUGUGUGGUUAACCAAGACACUGACCAAGGGGAGUGUAAGUGCUUGGAUCACUGUAAACCACACUAUAAACCUGUGUGUGGUUCAGAUGGGAAGCUGUACCAGAACCAUUGUGAGCUCCACCGGGCCUCCUGUCUCAGAGGACAAAGGAUUACCAUCAUGCACAGCGAGGAGUGCUUCUACAAAGAUGACAACUGCAGACUGAGUGACUACCGUCGGCUGAAAAUCAAGAUUCUGGAUUUGCAUGACAAACGAUACAUGGGCUCCAACAUCCAUGGGGCCCACAAGGACAACAUGGCUGCUAGGAAGCAACUGGUUGAUAUGAUGUUCAAACGCUUUGAUACAGAUAACAAUGGUCAAAUAGAUGCCAGCGAACUCUCACAGGUUAUCAAGCAAGAAGGUCUGUCCAAGGAUGUCUCAGAGUGCACAUUGUUCGACCUGCUGAAGUACAAUGAUGUUAAUGACGACGAGCACCUGACAAAAGAGGAGUUUUACACAGCUUUUGAUGUGUACCUGCUCAGCCUCCCAGACGACCAGAAAGUGAGCGUCACCACUGUAACAGUUGGCCAGAGCACCGUUUUGACUUGUGCCAUCACUGGAGAGCGGAGGCCUCCUAUAUUGUGGAAGAGAAACCAUCAAUAUCUGAACUCCUUGAACCUGGAAGACAUCAAUAUGCCGUCCCAGGACUUUGGGGAUGACGGCUCACUAUACAUCACCAAGGUGACCACAACCCACAUGGGCAACUAUACCUGUCAUGCCGAUGGCUACGAGAAACUUUUCCAGACCCACACACUUCAAGUGAAUGUUCCUCCUGUUAUCAGAGUGUACCCAGAGAGCCAAGCGAGGGAGCCGGGCGUCACUGCCAGCCUGCGCUGCCACGCUGAGGGCAUUCCCAGCCCGCAGCUGGCCUGGCUGAAGAAUGGCAUGGACAUCACAACCAAGCUGUCCAAACAGCUCACCCUGCAAGCUAAUGGAAGUGAGGUGCACAUCAGCAACGUGCACUUUGAAGACACCGGCGCCUAUACCUGCAUUGCCAAAAAUGAGGCUGGUGUGGAUGAGGACAUCUCUUCGCUAUUUGUGGAGGACUCUGCGCGAAAAACCUUGGCAAACAUUUUGUGGCGAGAAGAAGGUCUCGGCAUUGGCAACAUGUUCUACGUGUUCUAUGAUGACGGUAUUAAAGUAAUUCAGCCUGUGGCAUGUGAAAUACAACGGCACAUUAAACCCAGUGAGAAACUGCUAGCUCUGCAGGAGGAGGUGUGCCCCACCUCACCAGGAGAAGAGGUUCAGAGGUGUGUGUGGUCAUCGGCGGUCAACAUCAAGGACAAGUUUAUUUAUGUGACACAGCCAACCCUGGACCGAGUGCUCAUAGUUGACAUCCAGUCUCAGAAGGCUGUCCAGACCGUCAGCACCGACCCAUAUCCUGUGAAGCUUCACUAUGACAAAUCUCACGACCAGGUGUGGCUGCUCAGCUGGGGAGACAUGGAGAAGAAUUUCCCUACUCUCCAGGUGAUCAGUCAAGCCAGUGGAAGAGUCUCACAUCACACCGUUCACACACAGCCAGUCGGCAGACGCUUCGACAGGGUGGACGACUUCUUCAUUCCCGCCUCCAGCCUCAUCAUUAACCACAUCAGAUUUGGCCUCAUCCUUCAUCGAAAUGAGCCUGUUCUCCACAAGAUCGACCUGGAGACGACAUCGUAUGUGAAGAACAUCAGUUUACAGGAGUAUAACUGCAUCCCCAAGUCUAUAGCGUACACCCAUCUUGGCGGCUACUACUUUGUCAACUGCAGGCCUGACUCCACCGGCGCCACGCAGCCCCAACUCAUCUUGGACAGUGUAACAGAUAGUGUGAUCGGCCAAAACCAUGACGUCACCGGCACUCCCUACGUGUCUCCAGACGGCCAUUACUUGGUCACUGUAGAUGAUGGCGACGGCCUAAUGAGGAUCCAAAUAAUCUCAGAGCGGGGAGAGAUCCAAGAGCCCUUUGACAUCCACACCAACCUGCACCUUUCUGAUCUGGCUUUCCAGCGCUCCUUCACUGAAGUCCACCAGUACAACGUGUUUGGCAGCUCUGGCCGUCAAACUGACGCUCUGUAUGUGGAGUUGAGCACCGGCAAAGUCAAGAUGAUAAAGAGCUUGAAAGAGGCCACCAAGUCGUUCGACUGGCAAUGGAGCAGUAGAAACAGGGUAAUGGCGGGCAGUGGACUGUUCGGACAGUACCUUAUGACCCCCUCCAGAGAGUCCCUCUUCAUCCUGGACGGACGGCUCAACAAGCUCAACUGUGAGAUCACUGAUGUCCUUAAAGGCAACGUGGUAGUGUGGGUCGGGGAGUCUUAGGUCAUAAAGUUAAGACCCAAUGAGCUUUCUUUUCCUCAAAA